Aspergillus costaricaensis CBS 115574 is the source of this 499-nucleotide messenger RNA. RefSeq lists its product as uncharacterized. Bases 107 to 421 code for a protein of 104 amino acids. NCBI's taxonomy places the organism in Eukaryota, Fungi, Ascomycota, Eurotiomycetes, Eurotiales, Aspergillaceae. The record is from RefSeq and is a predicted model, not a curated record. The transcript has a single exon.
AAACAAUCUCUUGACGAGCGUCCUUGUUUUCAGCGUUCUUCUAUCUUCUCGUUCGAUAUUCACUGGCGUCCUUGACUCAAUAGGUCGACUAUAAUAGGUUUUUUUAAUGUGUCCGGCUGUCCUCAAUUCAGUUUCCAUGUGUUUGAUAUCAGCUACAAAAGCAUCAUUGUCUUUUGUCUUGAACAUAACAAUAACUCCGAGUGAUCAGUCGGAAAAGGGAACAGGCGCGAUACUAUGGGCUAAAUGGGACGGACGGAUAGGUAAAUGGGCUGGACUGGCACAUGGGAUGGAGUUUUUCUGUUCUUUUCUUUUUCUCUUUGCCUCUUGUUUCUUCUUUUCUCCAAUGCUUCUUAUUUUCAUAUUGCCGGCGUGUUUUCUACUCCCUUCCACUGCUUCUGUCUCUGUGACUGACUUGGCUUGAGAAUCUCGGCCUUUCUACCUACUUAGCUUAGUUAGCUAGCUUGAGAGUUUCAAUUUCUCUCGUACAACCAACUUAGAU